Messenger RNA from Loa loa (African eye worm), 2464 nucleotides. Its product is annotated as acetate-CoA ligase. The transcript has 14 exons. Gene Ontology annotation, molecular function: acetyl-CoA synthetase activity; AMP binding. The record is from RefSeq and is a predicted model, not a curated record. NCBI's taxonomy places the organism in Eukaryota, Metazoa, Nematoda, Chromadorea, Rhabditida, Onchocercidae. The coding region runs from base 50 to 2110 and encodes 686 amino acids.
UUGCAGAUACCAUUACAUCACUGAUUCAUUCAGUUGUUUCAAAUUUAACAUGUCAGAUGCUCGAAUCAAAUUUAAGGUUCUCCAAACAUACGAUGUAAAAGAAGACGAGGAUUGGUUUGUUCCUCCGCCACCUAUCCUUGCUGGUGCUCAUGUCACAGGGAUUGAUUCUUAUCGGGAAAUGUAUAGCAAUUCCAUCAACAAUGCCGAUGAAUUUUGGAAAACGGUAGCUGAAGAACUUUACUUCGAGAAGAAGUCCAAGAAGGGAUUGGAGUGGAAUUUCGAUUGUCGUAAGGGAGAUAUUUAUGUACAUUUCAUGGAAGGAGCACGAACGAAUAUUGCAUAUAAUUGCUUGGAACAAAACAUUAACAAAGGGUAUGGCUCUCGUACGGCAUUAUUGUGGGAAGGCAAUGAGCCCGGUGAUUGUUGUUCUCUCACAUUUCAAGAACUGUUUGACAAAGUCGUCACUUUUUCUGCUGUUCUGCGAUCUCAUGGUGUUAAGAAGGGCGAUGUUGUGGUGAUUUAUUUACCGAUGACACUUGAAUUACCAAUAGCAAUGUUAUCGUGUGCCAGAAUCGGUGCUGUUCAUGCGGUAGUGUUUGCUGGAUUUAGCGCUGAUGCCUUGGCAGCUCGAAUAUGUCAAACAGAAGCUCGUAUCCUAAUCACUGCUGAUGGAUAUUAUCGGGGCAAGAAGCUUGUAACAUUAAAAAUGAUAGUUGACAGUGCUCUCAAUGAAUGCAUUGUUUCGGGCAAACUGGUGGAAAAAGUCAUCGUUGUACAACAUUUGGAGCGUGUCCGUAAACCAAACGCUACUGCUUCUGUUGACGUGAAAUUGGAUCCAAAACGAGAUGUUAGCUGGGAUGAAGAAAUGGAACGGUGCAAAGGGAUAAAGUCUGGAGUCGAAUGGAACGAUGCAGAGGAUCCUCUCUUUAUUCUUUACACAUCUGGUUCAACGGGUAAACCAAAAGGAAUCGUUCAUACUACUGCUGGUUACAUGACAUAUGCCUAUGCCACUGUUAAAUUUGUUUUUAAUGCUAAUCCAGAAAAGGAUAUAUAUUGGUGCACAGCCGAUUGCGGCUGGAUUACUGGACACUCUUAUCUGGUGUACGGACCACUUCUUAAUGGUUUGACAUGUGUUAUAUAUGAGGGUGUACCAACUUACCCAACACCAUCACGAAUUUGGCAGAUUGUAGAAAAAUACGGAGUUACAACCUUAUAUACUGCGCCAACAGCAGUGCGUUCUCUGAUGGCUUUUGGCGAUGAGUAUGUUACAUCGCAUAAUCGUUCGUCGCUGCGUUUGUUGGGGUCAGUUGGUGAACCAAUCAAUCCAGUAGCAUGGAAGUGGUUGUAUAAGGUGGUUGGUGAAAGCCGUUGUGUCGUCAUUGAUACUUACUGGCAGACAGAAACAGGAGGACAUACGAUUGCGCCGUUACCGGCAGCAAUUCCCUGUAGACCGGGUAGUGCAACGCUUCCUUUUUUUGGAAUAGAACCAGCUGUUAUUGAUGAGGAUGGUCGAGAAGUCAAAGGAGCCGGCCAAGGAACCUUGUGUUUCAAGCGCGCUUGGCCAGGUAUAAGCCGAAGCAUUUUGGGUGAUCAUGACCGAUUUACGAGCACAUACUUUUCGCCGUACCCAGGCUACUUUUUCACUGGUGAUGGAGCACGUCGAGAUGCUAAUGGUUACUACUGGAUCACAGGACGCAUCGAUGAUCUCAUGAAUGUGUCAGGUCAUUUACUGUCUGCUGCUGAAAUUGAAUCUGCGCUAGUUUCAAGUGACGAUGUAGUGGAAGCAGCUGUAGUUGCAGCACCGCAUGAUAUCAAAGGCAACUUUCCAUAUGCAUUCGUCACAUUACGAAUGGGCGUAGAACUUACGGACAAGAAAAUUGAGGACCUUAAAUUUCUGGUUCGAAAAAAAAUUGGUGCAAUUGCCGUACCAGAUGUUAUACAAGUAGCCCCGGGAUUACCUAAAACACGAUCAGGAAAGGUAACACGUCGUAUACUGCGGAAAAUUGCUGAGGGUGAUAAAGCUGCGGAUUUGGGUGACACUACUUCACUUAUCGAUGAAACGGUUAUUGCUCACUUAUGGAAUGGUCGGCCAGAAACACGAACUGGUUGAGAAGGAACAUUUACAACAAUCCAAUUAUUUAAAAAACUUUCGUAUUGACUUUUACAUUAAAAGAUUAUAUAACUUACGGUAUGUUUCACAUCGCCUAUUAUCUUCAUAGUAUUAAAUUUCCAUUUAAUAAUUCGAUAUGAUUUCAUAUUAUCCCUUUUUUUUCAUCAAUUAUUUAAACUUUUCAGUCUUCUCUCUCUAUCUUUGGUCCUAGUUGUACCAGUCAUUAAGUGUAUUGCCACUUUCGAAAUUCAUUUUUAUCCAAAGUAAUAGUUUCUGUCGAUGUUAAGCAAUUUCGUUAUGUAGUAUUUCUGUGUUUGUAUUUUUGGGUUCAUAACCCACAUUCCAAUAAACUGG